GUACAAAACUCAGGAUUAGAUUUGUAGAAGUACAGUUCUGUUCUCUGCUCUCCCCGCGCCGGCUGCUUGGUAUCCCCCGCGGCUUCAGCGCCGGGCGGCUCGGGUUCCAGGGCCGGGCAGUAACCAUGGCAACGAUGGGCUCGGAGGUGGUUACGGAUUCCAAGGAGAUUGCUGAGAUCUACAAAGAGUUGAGCAAAUUCCCAUCACUGUCAAAAGCUACCAUUGGACCAGAGGUCAUUUCUCAGUAUGGCGGAAAACACUGCAACAUCUAUACAGAAUGGUCUCAGAGGGAUCUGGAGAGAGCGGAGCGGGUCAAAUUCUGCCGACAAUAUAUAAUGUUCUACGAUGACGAUUCCAUUGUAUAUGCCGGCCCUUCUGGAAACUGCACAGAACUACAAGGCGAGCUGUUGAGCAAAGAGUCGCCAUCUGGAUUUUUGAAGGCUGUACUUCGGGAACACACAAACAAAAAAGGAGAGGAAAAACAAUUUCUUGAAAUCUGGAAUAAAAACUCUAAGGAAAAGAGCAUAAAUCUGACUGCACUCGACAAGCAUGGCAAAGUGUAUGAAGAUGAUCAGUUUGGUUGCCUUGUGUGGUCUCACUCAGAGACUCACAUCCUGUAUAUUGCUGAAAAGAAAAGACCUAAAACUGAAUCCUUCUUCCAAACUAAGUCGCAAAUUACUAUGACUGAGGACGAUGAGGACAGCAUCAAAUCCGAUAAACAGGAGAAGCCUGUGAAAGGAGAUGAUUUUGUGUACUGGGAGGACUGGGGAGAAACAUUUACGCAAAAGACCACACCUGUGUUGUGUGUUCUGGAUAUUGAAAGUAAUAACAUCUCGGUUCUGGAAGGGAUUCCUGACCACAUUUCUCCUGGGCAGGCGUUUUGGGCUCCCAAUGACACGGGCAUCGUAUUUGUUGGAUGGGAACAUGAACCUCAACGGUUGGGUCUCGUGUACUGCACCAAUAGAAAGUCUGGGCUGUACUAUGUGGAUCUGACAGGUGGCAACUGCCUGCAACUUUCUUCUGAAGCAAAUGCGGUUCGGUCGCCUCGACUCAGCCCUGACAAGUGUCGAAUUGUCUACUUUGAAGGUGAUGCAGGUGGUCCCCACCACCAGUGCUGUAAACUUUGCAUGUAUGACUGGUACACAAAAGUGACCUCCACUGUGGUGGAUAUUGUGAAUCGGCCAGAUGAAGAUGGAUUUACUGGCAUAUACUCUUUAGCACUGGCACAGAAUUGUUGGGCUAUGGACAGUCAGCGGAUUCUCAUUGAUACACCUCAAAGGAGCAGAAAGGAUCUCCUCGUAAUAAACAUACCAACAAGAAAUGUGACAUCACUAACCAGUGGCUCGGACGCUGGAAGCUGGUCACUGCUGGCUAUUUACCAGGAUCUGAUGGUGAUCACGUGCUCAUCCCCCAACUGCCCACCCAGUCUGAAAGUAGGCUUUUUGCCUGCUGCAGGCAAGGAACAAAAGGUCACUUGGGUAGCACUAGAUGAAACUGAACCAUUGCCAGGCAUCGAUUGGAAAAUUCUGACUUUUACACCUCCACUUGAACAAGAGAAUCCUAAAUUCUCUGCAAUGAAUUUUGAAGGUAUCCUUUUGAAACCCAGUGAAAGAAAAGAUGGUGCUCCUCCUCCAGUUAUUGUUUGGCCACAUGGUGGACCACAUUCAGUUUUCACAGCUGAAUGGAUGUUGUAUCCUGUCGCCCUUUGCAAACUGGGAUUCGCAGUCUUACUGAUAAACUACAGAGGUUCCAUUGGCUUUGGUCAAGAUAGUAUCUUCUCUCUGCCUGGAAAUAUUGGAAGCCAGGAUGUGAAAGAUGUGCAGUUUGCAGCAGAAUUUGUAUUAAAGGAAUCGUUUGCUGAUACCUCAAAGGUCUUCAUCAUUGGUGGCUCACAUGGAGGUUUUCUUGCGAGUCACCUAGUUGGCCAGUACCCUGAAUUCUACAAGGCCUGUGUGACUCGAAAUCCUGUCAUUGACAUUGCUUCCAUGCUGGCAACAACAGAUGUUCCAGAUUGGUGCACAGUGGAGGCCGGUUUUGAGUACACAGCUGACCAGCUUCCAACUCCUCCCUUAUUGGAAGCAAUGUUGAGCAAGUCACCAAUUGCAUAUGCUUCUCAAGUAAAAUCUCCAGUGUUGAUCAUGCUAGGCGAGAAAGACAAACGUGUACAUCCCACGCAAGGCCUCGAGUUCUAUCGAGCACUGAAAGCCAGAAAGAUUCCUGUACGAUUAUUAUGGUACCCUGAUAACAACCACUCACUCUCCAAAGUUGAUGCAGAGGCAGAUGGAUUCAUGAAUAUCACACUUUGGUUUGUCAAACACCUCUGAUCCUGAUUCUUCAUCCAAGAGGUAGUCAGUGUAACUUGAUGCAAGAUGAUUUGCGGGAGCUGUCAAUAUUGUUGUGGUGCAGUCCAUGAGAUCUGAAAUCCAGGUGGUUUUCUUUGGUAUUUCGGAGAUGACUUUGUAUGUUCUUUUGGGGCUCUGUAGCCAUAACAUGUAUACAUGUUUUACACUGAAUCACAUGACACUGCCUAGAGUUUCAGGAAUGAAUCGGCAUUGGUAAUCAUUAUCUUUGUGUAGAGGGAGGAUUUGGUGGCACACAAGUCAUUCCUUCUGUAAACAGCUAAUUAUUAUUUAAAUUCAUGUAUGCCAUUUUUGUGCUAGUAAUGCCAUUCUGCAAUAUCUUUGAUAUAAAACAAUCUACAUAUGAAUUAAAUUAUUUUCUGGUCAAAUUCCCGAACUGUCAUGCAACAUCACAGUUCAUUUAGUUUUAGGUAAUGUUCAGUGUAUCUUUAGUAGCUUUGUACCACGUCGGCAAGAAAUUAAUUUCCUUAUUGUAAAAUAUUAAAAAUCCCAGCUAUUGCUUGAUAAUUCUACAAACCAUCUCAAGAAAAUUGAAGAACUGAUAAUUCAGUCUUGUGAGUGUGACUCUAGUGCACUAAAAUAGACUUAUGAUUUUAUGAUUUCAACAUUUGAAAUCUUGAUUGCUCGUUGACAGUCCCUCAUAUAUGGAUACUUUUCAGUUCAUUUCCCGAGGGUGGAAUAAUAUUUCUUUUAUAGUCUGCUGUUAUACUGCCAUCUGUUUGACAGAGAAUCCCACCAGACUGGAAACACAGCACCUCAAAAAUAAAGUGCAUUUGCUACUGAAAAGGUGAAAGGCUUUGCUUGCCUGUACACGUAAUGCAUUGACACGUUAUGCCUAAAGCUCUCCAUGGGUUUCUUGACUUGCAUUGAAAGAAAAAAAGAUUUAGUUAUAUAUAACUUUCCACAGUAUUGGCAAUGAUGGACUUUCAUUUUUACAGCUGCAAUCUUGUUGGAGGGUUCAAAUAACAUUUGUGAACCAUUUGAGUUUAACUCCUAGCUUUUAUAAAAUGUCACUUAAACCCAGGAUUAACAUUCAGCCAUGACAUUACUCCCAGCAAACUGUUCACAUUGCCGAAAGAAUAAUGUUGUGACUAGCCACACAUCUAAGAAUUAACUCUUGUCAGGUGAUAAAAUAAUUGGGUGGAUAAUACCUUCCUUGGGCAGACAGACUGCAACUCUUCAGUAGGGUUCUGCUUGGAAUGCCUUCCCCCACCAAAAAUAAUUGGUGAAAAAAAUGUGGUGCAAAAGUGUGCCUUAACAACUGCUUUGACACUUGACUGUUAAAAUUAGGAUUUUAAUGGUGUCAAUAAAUCUAAAAAGUUUGUCCCAUUGUCUGUUACUGACUGGUCAUUCCUUUGGCCAUCUUAUGUUGUACUAAACCUCUAUAAGAGUAAUUCUAUCAGAAUAACUGGUGAAGAACAUACAUAUGUUCAAUGUUCUGAUAAAUAUCUGGGGAAGUCAAGAGGGUGGACAUCUUGGACUACUUCCAAAAAGCUGUGGAUGGAGUGGGGCUUCCUAUCUUGAUUGGUAAUAUGAUUUUAGAAUAAUGAUGACUGCAUUCAAAUAAAAUGUGAUUUUAGCAAGAACAAAAGAAUUAUGCUGUUGUAAUUGAGAUGCAACUGAAGCUGUCUGCAAAAUAUUUAUAUAUAAUCAAUUAAAAAAAAUCCUGGUGCUUUUACAUUUCAACCUCUGGUGAAGCAAGUGUAAUUUGCAGCUAUUAUAUCUAUCUUAGUGCCACAGAAUAAAUUAAGUAAAAUUUA
Messenger RNA from Amblyraja radiata (thorny skate), 4120 nucleotides. RefSeq names its product acylamino-acid-releasing enzyme. Bases 126 to 2324 code for a protein of 732 amino acids. NCBI's taxonomy places the organism in Eukaryota, Metazoa, Chordata, Chondrichthyes, Rajiformes, Rajidae. Gene Ontology annotation, molecular function: serine-type endopeptidase activity. Gene Ontology annotation, biological process: proteolysis. The transcript has 22 exons. The record is from RefSeq and is a predicted model, not a curated record.